Puntigrus tetrazona (Sumatra barb) is the source of this 2130-nucleotide messenger RNA. It is a transcript of the gene fbxl17, whose product is annotated as F-box and leucine-rich repeat protein 17. The record is from RefSeq and is a predicted model, not a curated record. Gene Ontology annotation, molecular function: protein binding. Gene Ontology annotation, biological process: entrainment of circadian clock by photoperiod; SCF-dependent proteasomal ubiquitin-dependent protein catabolic process; G2/M transition of mitotic cell cycle. Lineage: Eukaryota; Metazoa; Chordata; Actinopteri; Cypriniformes; Cyprinidae. The transcript has 10 exons. The coding region runs from base 172 to 1950 and encodes 592 amino acids. Gene Ontology annotation, cellular component: cytosol; nucleus; SCF ubiquitin ligase complex.
UGAAACAUUGUAGCAGCCUGACACUCAGCGAGCGCGCGUUCGCGGAGCGUUCGCCCCUGUUUGUGUUCCGCGCGGACGAUGAGAGCGCGGGAAGGAGGCGCCGAGGGCCGCGUGAGCUGGUGAGGACCGGCGGGGGUUCGCCGUGACGGAGAGGCGCCGAGAAUCAUCUAUAUGGGCCAUUUUCUCUCAAAAAAUGGUCACGGCCUGAAGAAGAAAUCACGGAAGCUGCGCAAGAAGAAGAAGAAGAGGAGGAACUGCUUCCUUCAGGGCCCCUGCAUGCUGUGCUUCGUCGUGCGGGGCAGCAGCGGGAGCGUCGAGGACGAUUGGCCCUUCGAGAGCGCGGCCGUGUCCAAACUCGCCGAGCGCUACGCGUCGCUGAACUCGCCCGAGGAGUGCGCCCGCUUCCUCCUCUCCCCGGGAGAGCUGGCCGUCUGGGAGGGCCAGGGUCGGAGUCUGCUCUCCAAGCUGAUCGGGCCCCCGGCGCUGUUCCGCGCCGUCGUCCCCGACUAUUCGGAAAUGGUGUGCAAGCGCAAGUGUGCUGAGCUGCAGCGGUGCACUCCCCGCAAGCAGCCCCGCUGUGCCUUCCAGGAGGCCAUGGAGAACGGAGAGGAGCGGGGGGACGGACGCCGCCUGCUGCCUUCGCUGCCUUCGUCCUCCUCUUCCUCUCCGUCGGAGGAGGACGGCGGCUCCGGCGCGGACGGCCCCUCCGCCUCUUCGUCCUCGUCCUCCUCCUCCUGCUGCUGUCAGCCGGCUCAGAACGAGAGCUCGGAGGAGACGAGGAGCGCCGAAAACACGGACACGUCCCACGCUAACCAGCUGCCCUCCUCUAUACUGCUCAAGGUGUUUUCUCACCUGUCGGUGAAGGAGCGGUGUCUGGGAGCGUCUCUGGUCUGUAAAUACUGGCGCGAUCUCUGCUUAGACUUCCAGUUCUGGAAACAGAUCGAUCUCAGCGGCCUCCAGCAGGUCAAGGAUGAUCUGCUGGUGAAGAUCGCGUCCCGGAGGCAGAACGUGACCGAGAUCAACAUCUCGGACUGCCGUAACGUUCAGGAUCACGGCGUUUGCUCUCUGGCCUCCAACUGUCCGGGUCUGAUCAAAUACACGGCGUACCGCUGCAAGCAGCUGAGCGACGUGUCCCUGAGCACCGUGGCCGUCCACUGCCCGCUGCUGCAGAAACUUCACGUCGGCAAUCAGGACAAACUCACUGACCACGCUCUCAAACUGUUGGGCGAACACUGCAGAGAGCUGAAGGACGUUCAUUUCGGGCAGUGCUACAGCAUCAGCGACGAGGGUCUAGUGGCGCUGGCUCAGGGCUGCAGCAAACUACAGAGGAUCUACAUGCAGGAGAACAAACUGGUGACUGAUCGGUCCGUGCAGGCGUUUGCCGAGAGCUGUCCGGAUCUUCAGUUCGUGGGCUUCAUGGGCUGCUCGGUGACGUCUCAGGGCGUCAUCCACCUGACCCGGCUGCAGCACCUGAGCAGUCUGGACCUGCGGCACAUCUCUGAGCUCAACAACGAGACCGUGAUGGAGGUGGUGAGGAAGUGCAGGAACCUGACGUCACUCAACCUCUGCCUCAACUGGACCAUCAACGACAGAUGUGUGGAGAUCAUCGCUAAGGAGGGUCGGAGUCUGAAGGAGCUCUAUCUGGUGUCCUGCAAGAUCACCGAUCACGCUCUGAUCUCCAUCGGUCAGUACAGCAGCACCAUCGAGACGGUGGACGCCGGCUGGUGUAAGGAGAUCACGGAUCAGGGGGCUACGCAGAUCGCCCGGAGCAGCAAGUCUCUGCGCUACCUGGGUCUGAUGCGCUGUGACAAGGUGAACGAGGAGACGGUGGAGAGACUGGUGCUGCAGUAUCCACACAUUGUGUUCAGUACGGUGAUGCAGGACUGUAAGAGAACGCUGGAACGAGCCUAUCAGAUGGGCUGGAGCCCCAACACAUCCACGGCCUCCUAACACACACACACACACACACACAGAAUCAUUAUCAUUACUAUGCCGUUUAUUCCGCCUUCCAACAUUAUGCAGCAGAAACGUCAAUAUUGUUUGAUUCGAGCACACAUAUGUCCAUGCACACACACACACACACACACACACACACACACACACACACACACACACACACACACACACACA